This is a messenger RNA of Syzygium oleosum, 1026 nucleotides long. RefSeq names its product protein CHAPERONE-LIKE PROTEIN OF POR1, chloroplastic. Lineage: Eukaryota; Viridiplantae; Streptophyta; Magnoliopsida; Myrtales; Myrtaceae. Gene Ontology annotation, cellular component: chloroplast membrane. The record is from RefSeq and is a predicted model, not a curated record.
UCAACCGUAGUUCUUCCUUUCUCUAUCUCUCUCUCCAGCUACCCGAUAGGCGUGUACCUGUUGCGGUUGGAGGGUGGGCGUCUCCUCCGCUUCGUCUUCAGACCCCUGCUUCGCUUUCAUGGAGCCCCAGCUUCCCUCGAUUUAGGGUUUCUCUGGUAUCGUCGUCGUCAUCAACAAGGAUGGGCGUUCUUUCCCUGUCGAACCCCGGCUUCGCAGCUCCUUUCCUCGGCCAAAAACUUGGAACUUUAAAGAAGCCGGCGUCUUCUGGUGCCAUCGUCCGGACGCCUAGAUGUGCACUUGAAGGUAGUGCUCCAACAUUUCCUCGACUCAAUGUUUGGGAUCCUUAUAAGCGCCUUGGUAUCAGCACUGAUGCCUCCGAGGAAGAAAUCUGGGGUUCGCGGAAUUUUCUCCUACAGCAGUACUCUGGACAUGAGCGUAGUGAAGAGUCGAUAGAAGCUGCUUUUGAGAAAUUACUGAUGGCAAGCUUUCAGCAAAGAAAGAAAACAAAAAUCAAUUUAAAAAGCAGAUUAAAGAAGAAGGUUGAGGAGUCACCACCUUGGGUCCAGAAUCUACUCAAUUUUGUUGAACUUCCUCCAACUGAUGUUAUAUUUAGAAGAUUAUUUCUCUUCGCAUUUAUGGGUGGGUGGAGCAUAAUGAACUCCGCUGAAGGUGGACCGGCAUUUCAGGUGGCAGUCUCUUUGGCAGCUUGCAUAUAUUUCUUGAAUGAGAAGACAAAAAGCUUAGGUAGAGCUUUUGCUAUUGGACUGGGAGCACUUGCAACUGGCUGGGUUUGUGGAUCUGUCCUUGUGCCAAUGAUCCCAACAUUUCUAUACAACCAACCUGGACGCUUGAACUCUUAACAUCGCUAGUGGCAUAUGUGUUCUUAUUUCUUGGCUGUACCUUUCUCAAGUGAUGGUCUUUAACAAUAGUGGCACUGGAAUUUUGUUGCAUCCAGAGUUUGUCAAGUGACUAAUAUGCAUUGCAAAUUCAACUGUUUGAAAAUGUUGGGCUUCCAUUUCAUUUCCA